Nematostella vectensis (starlet sea anemone) is the source of this 1054-nucleotide messenger RNA. RefSeq names its product peptidyl-prolyl cis-trans isomerase NIMA-interacting 1. The record is from RefSeq and is a predicted model, not a curated record. Gene Ontology annotation, molecular function: protein binding; peptidyl-prolyl cis-trans isomerase activity. Gene Ontology annotation, cellular component: nucleus; cytosol. Lineage: Eukaryota; Metazoa; Cnidaria; Anthozoa; Actiniaria; Edwardsiidae. The transcript is spliced from 4 exons. Bases 73 to 525 code for a protein of 150 amino acids.
CCUAACUGAUGUUUUCCAUCUAGGAAUAGAAGUGGAGGCGACCAAAGGUUCGGUUGAUAAUUUUGAUACAAAAUGAGCUCUUUACCGCCUGGAUGGGUAGAAAAGGUCUCCAACUCAACAGGAAAGACAUAUUACUUAAAUCAACACACGAAAGCUAGCCAGUGGGAGAGGCCGACAGAGCCUGCUGGCGAUCAAGUUCGCGCCUCUCAUUUAUUAGUGAAGCACAGUGAAUCGAGGCGCCCUUCUUCGUGGAAAACCGACAAGAUCACUAGAAGCAAAGACGAGGCGCUUGCCAUCCUUAAAGGCUAUCAGGAACAGAUCAAAUCAGGAGAGGCAACACUCGAGGACCUUGCCAAGACUGAGAGUGACUGCAGCAGUGCCAAAAAUGGUGGGGACUUGGGUUUUUUUGGCAGAGGACAAAUGCAAAAGCCAUUUGAAACAGCAACGUUCAGUCUUAGAGUUGGUGAGAUGAGUGAGCCAGUCUUCACAGAUUCUGGCAUACAUUUGAUCCUCAGGACUGGAUAGAUGCCCAGGUCACCAUGUGAAAACCCUGCAAGGGGCUGACCGGUGACUAAUGCAGUUUAGAAAGCACAAAAAAUGCUUUACUUAAAACUUUUCUCUGCCUACAAAGGUUAAAACCAUUUUCAUCUCUCAUUUUCAUCUCAUUUUUAAUGUGGCAAAUUAAAAAAUAUGUAAUUUUUGUCUGUAGAAGUAUGGAAAAUGCUGUGUGCUUGUUUUGUAGCCACAACUGCUGCCAAAACCUCCAUUCUAAAUUUGUAGAAGGAAAGCUGCCCUCAAAACCAUUGUUCUUGCACUUAUAUAUUAUUCCAAAUCCAGGUAUAGAUAGUGCAAGUAGACCUUCAAUCCCAUCUAAUAAAUUAUGACAAUAUUCACAGUAUUAGGUAUUCUCUCUAUUUGUCCUAAAUAAAAAUCUGAAAAAAACAAAAACAAAACAACAGCAGUGAACUAAUGUACUGUAUGAGAAGGACAUAGAGUGGGAGUGCCGAGUGUUAAUAUUAGAUGGAAAAUAAAGCAGCUCUGACUGUUGCUCAAA